Messenger RNA from Zophobas morio, 1145 nucleotides. RefSeq names its product zinc finger protein 99-like. The transcript is spliced from 2 exons. Bases 206 to 1066 code for a protein of 286 amino acids. Gene Ontology annotation, biological process: regulation of transcription by RNA polymerase II. Gene Ontology annotation, cellular component: nucleus. NCBI's taxonomy places the organism in Eukaryota, Metazoa, Arthropoda, Insecta, Coleoptera, Tenebrionidae. The record is from RefSeq and is a predicted model, not a curated record. Gene Ontology annotation, molecular function: RNA polymerase II transcription regulatory region sequence-specific DNA binding; DNA-binding transcription factor activity, RNA polymerase II-specific.
UUUCUGCGUAACUUAUCAUUCUUCGUACUCUUUUUCCGACACCGGUACUGAUUCAGACGGAAUUUCACUAUCAAAUCGUUUGUCUUUAUGCCACUAGUCAGCAACUACUUCAGUUAGAAUUCCAAGUAUUUGUACUAAACACACAUUUAGCUGUCGUAAGUAUGCUUUACUACUAAAAAUCGUUUUUUCCGUGCAUUAUACAGAAAUGCCUUUCCAAAAUGACCCUCUUAUCAAACCGGAAUACAUCGUGGGAUGUUUUAACUGUGCUAACGACCUCGAGCCCUUCUCGUGCACCACCUGUGGCAACUUCCAAACCAACUUCAUAUCGUACUUACGCCACCACAGCAAAAAUCACACCCACGACCUUUCCGAUCACCCUCUCAACAAGUGCAAAAAAUGCACCUUCGAAACCCACUCGAAAAUCGUGUUCCUUAAACACACUUGCAACCCCCGCAAUUUUCGCCCGUACUCCCCGGACUACGAAAGCCAGUGGUUCCACUGCACCCAGUGCCCCUCGAAAUUCAAGCUAAACCACCUUUUACGCAAACACGUCGCCUCCAAACACCAACCAGACGACGAAAUUCAGUGGUUCCAAUGCGAACAGUGCACGGCGAAGUUCAAACAGAACCACCUUUUGCGCAAACACGUCAUAACUAAACAUCUUCCCGAAGACAAAAUCAAGUGGCUGCGCUGUGAGCAGUGCACGGCGAAGUUCAAGUUCAAGUCGCACUUGACGAGUCACGUGCGGGCGAAGCACGUCGCCGAGGACAAAAUCCGGUGGUUUGAGUGUGAAAAGUGCCCGUUUAGGUCGAAGGAGAGGAGGUUUUUGCAGUAUCAUAUUUCGGAGACGCAUCUGGCGGAGAAUGAGAUUGAGUGGUUUCAGUGUGAGCAGUGCAGUCAGAGGUUUAAGAGGAAGUAUAAUUUGAAGGUGCAUGUGAAGGUUAAGCAUGUGCCGGAGGAUGAGAUUGAGUGGGUGCAAUGUGAGCAGUGUCCGGCGGUGUUUAAGCUGAAGAGGUAUUUGAAGGAACAUGUGGCGUUGAGACAUUUGUUGAAAGGGAAGAGGUAGUGGCUCGGAAUUAAAGAUUUAUUUAUUUUGGUGUAUUUUCUGUACUGUAACGAAUAACCUAGUAAAUACGUAAAAAAAU